GUUUUCCACGAACUACUUCACAUUUAUUAGUACAAACAUAGUGACAGAUCGAUUGACCAAGCAUAUCAUUCUGGAUGAAGCCAUGGUUUGGUUCUGUACCCUAGGAGGUGGGUUUUCCUCGCUUGGAGACAAUUGUGCGGGCGCAGCUGAGGUGGCUGGCAAGAUAUCGCUUAUGCAGCUGAGGCUUGCCUUGGAGAUAGGCUCGCCAGUAAUACAAGCCAAAGCCAAACUUUGGUUUGCACAAAGCCUGCUACAGCGCGGGUUUUUACGGACGUCCGCGAGGCUCUUACGCCUUGUUUACAGAGAAUGGAAGCCUCGAAUGAGCAAAGACACACCAGCCGACAGACGCAUCGACCUUAUGGCUGUCGGACUCUGGGAACGGUUGCGACACUCAUGGCGCUGCAGGAAACGCCAUGCUGUUGUGUCGCUUCAAAAUGAUGUGCAGUAUGUUGAUCGGAGGCCAAAGCGGCGCUACAGGUUUCCCGAUUUGUCAGCUUUACUUAACAGCCUAUAGGUGGUUUGCCGGGAUUCCAAACUUUCUCCCCGUGUUUAGAUAUUUUUUUACGUUUUCUUGACGAUGGUUCUUAUUGAUUUUUUAUUUCCAGUGACAGUCCAUUUUGCAGGAAAAAAGACAGUUCAAUAACU
Opisthorchis viverrini is the source of this 645-nucleotide messenger RNA. RefSeq lists its product as hypothetical. The record is from RefSeq and is a predicted model, not a curated record. NCBI's taxonomy places the organism in Eukaryota, Metazoa, Platyhelminthes, Trematoda, Opisthorchiida, Opisthorchiidae. The coding region runs from base 83 to 514 and encodes 143 amino acids. The transcript is spliced from 3 exons.